Molecule: messenger RNA, 1551 nt
Organism: Symbiodinium sp. CCMP2456
Lineage: Eukaryota; Dinophyceae; Suessiales; Symbiodiniaceae
Source: the annotation of a GenBank genome assembly
AUGGUCCAGCGAGACAUGUCGGGCGCCACGGAGAUGACGAUGGAGCAGAUGAUUGCCAUGAAGGAGGGCCUGGAGGCUCAGAUCCGUGCCAUGGGUCAGCCGGAGGACCCAAAAGCGUGUCCUACAGGCAAGUUCACACAAGCAGCUGGCUACAAGGCCGAUGUGGAGGAGGAACCCAGAAAGCUGGAAACUGGCCAGACGUACGAAGUUAUAGCGAAUUUCGUUGCGGUUCGGAAGCUUCCGUCGCUUGAGGCUCCCUUCGUUCGUCGUCUACAGAAAGGUGCCAAAGUAGAUAUGUUUGAGUGGGACAAGACCCGUCGAUGGCGGAGGGUCUGCAUCGAAGCACCCGUCGAUGCGGAGGUGAAGCCAAGAGCUCCGACCAUGACAGAGGCACAGAAGAGGUGGGCGACUGCCGAGCCGGUGUGGGAUUCGGCGAGUGGAAAAUGGGUGGAUGCCGCCCCAAAAAUAGAAGUCUUGGAUUCCGACUCGGACGUGGAGGAUGCGGUGGUGAGAAGAGAUGCAUGGAUCAUGGUUCACCAUCCAGAGAUGGGCCUUUUACUUCAAGCAGUACAACCUGGGGACGUACCGGAAACCCUGCUCGGCGAUCCUGGGGCGAACGAGCCGAAGCCUGUCAAGAGGCAGCAGGAACAACAGCUGCCUGGUCAAGCAGCAGUGCCUGCAGCCGGGGCGUUUGCGGUGGAGAAGGCACGCUUCGAUUUCUAUUGGGGCAACACUCCCAAUGCAUCGCCGCCGCCCUUGCAGAGUCAGCCAAUCGUUCAGAGUCAUGGACCACAGAUUCUACCAGCAGCACAUCAUGACGCAGCUUUGACCCCUGAAGUGCCGGCCGAACCGGCUCUCAUCGCUGCGGUGCGAAGUGGAGAUGAAGAGUCGGUUCGCGUGCUGCUGCAGACUGGUCACGAUCCCAACGUGGUGGAUGCUUUGGGUGAAACACCGCUGUUCGAAGCAGCCUCUGCAGCGAAUCUGCGAAUUGUAGCUGCACUGCUGCUGCAUGGGGCAGAUUCUUUGCACCGGACAGAGCAUGGUGCCGUUGCUGCAGACGUAGCAGAGGAUCCAGCAACACGAGCUUUGCUGAGACGAUGGGAUGGCCAGGACUCGGUUUCAAAGAGUGACCUCGUCCAAAUGUUGCGCAAGCUGACAGAAGCUGACGCCAAAUCCGUGGCCUCGCGGUUGAAAAUCGAGGUGAGCAUGGAGGAGCUGAAGGAGAGCCAACCAGAAACUCUGGCCCAAAUUGAUGCAGCGAGUCCUGGAGUUCGGUAUCGCGUCGUCUACAAGAAGGUGGCCGUCCGCAAGGAACCCAACACGAAAUCGCAAGCUUGGCGCCAGGUGCCGCAAGGUGAGAUCGUGGAGAUGUUUGAAUGGGACGACAGUCAUGCCUGGCGCCGUGUUCGAAUCCUUGCGAUCCGAGAAGCGGAAGAAGGCGGUGGUAUGCAGGAAGUGGACGGUUGGAUGUUGAUCGAGUCACCAAGUAUUGGAGUGCUGCUGCAAGAAGUCAGCGAAGGAGAUGAUUCCGACGACGACUUUGCUGGCUGA